GAUAACAUGACACCACAGCCAUUUGACUUCAGUGAUGGUAAGAAUGUUGACAUAAAGAAGAAGAUUGGGAAUAGGUUCUCAAAUAAGAGUGUAGCUUUGAGUUGUGAGGGGAAGACAGCCAAAGAUCAAGCUCUAAUGAUGAGAGAUAAUUACACAGCUAUGGUUGAUUAUAAUCCUCCAAAAGGAUUUCCCUUGUUUUACUUCCUGGAGAGAGAGGCAGAUGGCUACUUGUACCCGGCUGUGAUGGUUCAGUUCAACACAGUCCCACCAAACACUCAGGUUAACAUUGUUUGUACAGCGUGGGCAAAAAAUUUCAACAACGGUCAGCCUCAGAACGGUCAGAAAUACUCCACAGAGUUUGCUAUCCUCUUGAAAUAAUAAUGCAAUACACAACCCACUAUGAUAUAUUGACUCCUUUCAGGCAAGAAGACCAAUAAAUGGGUAUUUUUAAAAAUGCUGAUAAGCCUCUCUGGCUGUGAUGUAAUUGCUGCUCAAUAGGAUUUCCUCAUUUUAUAUAUCCCAGAUACUUAAUACUUGUUAGAUUUGUACAUAGGUAUGUGAAAAUUGAUUCUAAUGUUCGUCAACAAUCCAUUUAUAUUUUUACAUUCUAUACAUUUUAUGAAUUUUUGUUCAUAUUCUGAAAAAAUUUCAAAAGUUUGUUACUUUCAUGAAGAAAAGGUUGUUGAAAUUAUAAUGAUUUAAAAAGAAAAAUACAUAUCUGUUACAUUAUUUGUUGUGAAUUUUUAGCUUGAUUAUUUGGAGAAAAGUCAGAGCUAUCCUACAAACACAUGCUUUAAAUGUAACACUUUGGUCUAAGUUUUAUAUGCCACUUAUUGUACAGCAUAUUAUCUCAUCAACCAUUUUUGCUUUUCACUUAUUUGAGAUCAUUAUAAUAGGUCACUAUCAAAGUUCCAUAAGUCUGACAUGGUUUUUGACUGAAUUAUUAAAACUUGUGCAACAUCAAUCUUCAAAACUACUGAUGGCAUUCACUUAAAACUUUUUUUAUGCAUGUUUUUAUGACUGUAACAUGAUGUCACUUUCAAAAGGCGCUUUACUUUGACAUACAUGUGAUUUUGACUGAAUUAUGGCCUUUUGUGAACUUGAAAAUUCUUGAUUAAAGUAAAGAAAUUAAUUUGAAUCUUUAAUUAUGUCUUUGUGACCAUAUCUGGCAACCAUUUUCCAAGGCUGAUAUAGCUCUGACAUGCAUAUUAGCUAAAUUUAUGAAAUUUGAAAAUUCUUAAACUGUUCAAAACUACUAAAGAUAUUCAUAUGAAACUGAAUUAAUACAUGUAUUUAAGAUCAUUAUGGGAGUCCCUAUACAAAGCCCAUAACAGUUGUUACAUGGAUUUUGAUUGAUAGAUGGUCCUUUAUCAAAUUACAAAACUACAAGACUCAUAAUCAUGACAUUUAUAUUUUUAUUGAAAUCCUCCUCUUAAAUGUUAAUUAUUACAUCAUACUGAAGAUCAAAUGUGCCGCGUCACGACAAAACCAACAUAGUGCGUUUGCGACCAGCAUGGAUCCAGACCAGCCUGCGUAUCUGCGCAGUCUGAUCAGAAUCCAUGCUGUUCGCUUACUUACCCAACUACAAGUAGAGAAACUAAUAGCGAACAGCAUGGAUCCUGAUCAGACUGCAUGGAUGCGCAGGUUGGUCUGGAUCCAUGCUGGUCGCAAACGCACUAUGUUGGUUUUGUCAUGACGCGGCUCAAAUAAUGUUAUAGAAUCUCAGUUGUUUUCAAAACAGUAUAAAUUUAUCUUAUUUUUGAUUCAUGCAUAGUGGAAUUAUCUUCAUGCAGUGUUUUUUUUAAAAUUUUCAAAACAACCUGUAAACUGUAGUUUUUAUUAAAGUAACAUUAAAUAAAUUUCAUAAAAAAAGAAAUAGCGACAUUUCAUUAAUAAAUUGGGUUUCAUAUCGACUCCAGAUCUUAUUUUGGUGUCCAGGCAACCAAAAUGAGUUUAAUGAGCAUACAAAAUUAAUGUGCAACCUUAUUGUGGCGAAUUCGGAAGUACAAUUUCUGUUUGCAUGAGAAACUCCGCCUUCAGAUCAUCCGUACAUCAAUAUUAAAUCAACAAACAUGACUAUAAGUAGCAGUCCUAAUUUAACGGUAUAUUUCCGCAUUGUAAUGGAUAUUUUCAUACAAAUUUAAUCUUUUUUAUGAGAUGAUUAUUUUUUCUGAACCACAGGCCUAGUGCACCGUGAAGCUUAAACGGUAAAAGUGUGUUUGCACAAGAAAAUCUUAUAUUUGCUGUGUUCCGGAUAGCAACUAUAACUCCAUGACGUAGCGCAUACACGAGCUGAUUAUAGUCUUCAUUUGCAUGUUAAAAUUUGUAUACGAACUUAAGUGUUACCUUGGGGUUUUCCAUUUAAAAUCCUAUUUUAUGAACAAUAUUUGAUGAGAUUUACAACAUUACUGUUAAAAAGGUUAAUGAAACUGUAGAAUGCUUGGUUUUUAGGCCGACGGCAAAAAUAUUUUAACAUAUUUAUUUAAUGUAACUUUAAGUAGUAAACUGGAGUGUUUUUUUAUAAAGUAAUAACUAUUGUUUUCUUUUUAGUUGUAAACUUUUAUUUUUAUUAAGUUGUAAACUGUUGUUUUUAUUAAGUUGUAAACUGUUGUUUUUAUUCAGUUGUAAACUGUUGUAUUUAUUAAGUCGUGAACUGUUGUUUUUUCUGAAGUUGUAAACUUAUUUACAUAUACAUGUAUGUUUCUAUUAAUGUCUUUAUUUGUUACUUUUGAUAACGCCCUAAGAGAUUUAUACAGGUCAUUUUAUACAGGUGCUAUAUAUCACAUUACUAGGUAUUUCUCCUGUGACAUACUCAUUUUAUACAGGUCCUUUAUAUCACAUUACUAGGCAUUUCUCCUGUGACAUACUCAUGACAUUAGACUGGAACAAUAUAAAUCUUGCAUCAUUAAAUAUUACAAGAUGCUACAUCACUAUAUCGCUCAUUGCUUAUAUUAUAUUUGUUCUGUUAUAUUGGUUUGUAAAUAAUAUUUUUUAUAAAAUAACUCGCUUUUUGACAGGCACUUGUGGUUAUGUUGUAACAAUUGUUUGUUAAUAAUGACAAUCACUAAAUAAGUGAUACCUUGUCAACAGCAUUAUAUGUUUUUUACCCAGGUUAUUGGUUGAAAUGUUUUAUUAGUGACAUAGCACUACCUUUGAACUUAGUUCUUUUUGUUAUAUUUUACAUAUAAAGUUGAUCUUGUAAUAUUUACCAUUAUUAAGAAAUGAAUAAUAUAUAUUUUAAAAAAAUGAACAUUUUUAGAACUGUUGUACAUCUGUUGUUAGAUAGUUAAGUUCAAGUUUAGUGGAAUGCUUUUGUAUCUUGACACUGUGGCUGAAAAGUGCCAAUACAUGCACUGUUUCCGUCUAGGUUUUGAUUUAUUGAAUGUAUGAAAAGACAUUCCACUGUUGUUCUAAAUAUAUGCAAACUGAAAAUGAUGAAAUGUGACUGUUCUAGAUUGACUUAUAAACAUAUAACAUAUAGGCUAUAUGAGAAUGUUCUUUUUUUGUUUGUUUUUGUUUUGUAAAAUAAUAUUGAUCACGAUUUAAAUAUAAAAAAAGCUUGUCAUAUAGAGGGUAAUAUGGGUUCUUUAUACCAAAUGUCCCUAAAUCCAGCUGGAAAUGCAGUAUUGGCCAAUUUCAUUCAGACAUGUAAUGCUGAAUCAGGUUUAGUCAUAGUUACAACAAUGUUGUACUGAGCAUUUCUCUUCUUAUUUCAAUUAUGUGAAGUAUAAGGCCCCAUUCUGUUGAUUAUUUUUGUUAAUUCUUGAAAUUCUUUAGGCAUAUAAUCACAUUGUUUUUAAAAAGCAAGUUGUUUAAACAUGAAUAAAUACUGCAUAUGAAAUUUUAUUAUCUAUUUUAUGAUAAAAAGUAAACCUUAAAAUCCUCAAGCACUGACUGUGGAUUGAACUCUAGACUUCUGGAUUUCUAGGUGGACACUCAACCAUGUCUAGGAAAGGUAAACUCGGCAGUAAGGCUGUAAGAAGUGGUAGAGACUCGUAGUCAGUUACGAUAUAUUACCUUCAGUUUAUACACAUACAGAAAUUUACAUUCAACUAAAGCAUUAUGUUACAACUAUUGAGAUACUUAAUGUAGCUGUUCUUUAUCAUGUCACAUGAUUUAUUUGAUAAGUCUAUCUUUCACUUAAUUUAAUGAAAUUUCUAUUUCAUUUCAAAGGGGAUAUCAAUUAGAAUUUUCAGCUGAUCUUCUCAGCAAUCUGCAAUGAUUCAUACAUAAUUUCCGUCAGAUAUAAUUUUCUAUCACAUUCCAACAUCAGUUUACUGUAGGGACCAAAAUUUUAACAACAUUAUUGCUAUUGUUACUGUAGUUUGUGUAUAUACCUCUUUGAAUAUGAAACUGUAAGCCAUCACUAAUAUAUAAUAAAUGUGCCAUAUCAUCAUUCUGGUUUUAAAUCAUAUCAUGCUUUUAUAUUUUGUAUUGUGCCUAUCAAUAUAUUUUUCACUGUA
Molecule: messenger RNA, 4463 nt
Organism: Ruditapes philippinarum (Manila clam)
Lineage: Eukaryota; Metazoa; Mollusca; Bivalvia; Venerida; Veneridae
Product: sodium/potassium-transporting ATPase subunit beta-1-like
Exons: 2
Coding region: 7-378 (123 amino acids)
Biological process (GO): intracellular potassium ion homeostasis; potassium ion import across plasma membrane; sodium ion export across plasma membrane
Cellular component (GO): sodium:potassium-exchanging ATPase complex
Molecular function (GO): ATPase activator activity
Source: RefSeq, a predicted model, not a curated record